AUGCUUCAGGUUUUACCUAAAUUUCAUGCCGGAGCUCUGCCUUCGAAAGCUGAAGCUGAACAUAUUUAUCGCUCACUGGCCGCGUAUUUUCCCGGAAAGAUCCUCGCAGGCUUGGCCGCGCAUUCUGGUCAGAUUUCUGUGGGACUUUCUCAGGGAUACAGCGCGAUCUUGAUACCAAAACUUUUUGAGACAAAUUUCGCGGAUCAGUCACAGGCCUCAUGGAUCGCCUCCCUCGGUGUCGUCUCGAAUCCCCUCGGUGCCCUCGUCGCCGGAAUUUGCGCCGAGUGCUUCGGCCGCAGAUUUGCGAUCGCCCUAGCCACGCUACCCCACAUCAUCGGCUGGCUGCUGAUCGCAUUAUCGAGGAACAUGCCUAUGCUGUAUACCGGCAGGUUUGUUAGCGGCAUCGGCACAGGCAUGGCCAAUGGACUCUAUCUCUACGUCAGCGAGGCGGCGGCUCCAGAUCAAAGAGCCUGGCUCGCAAGUUGUGGACCAGUUCUGGUUUCCCUGGGUGUCUUGAUGGUAUAUAGUUUAGGUGCCGUCACGACGUGGCAAAAAGCAGCCGCUAUCAGCAUCGGACCCGCAAUUCUAUCGCUCGCAUUGUCGCGGCUGCUACCGGAAACUCCUGUUUGGCUGGUAUCGAGGGGUCGAACGGAUGAGGCCAAAGAGGCUCUUUUGUGGUUACGAGGUCCUGGAUUGAAUGCCGAUAAAGAAUAUCGAGAACUCUGCGAGGCGAACGCGAAACGAAAGGAAAAGAAAAAUAGUCUGCUGCGAGCACUGCACAAACCUAACGUGUGGAAACCGUUCCUGAUACUUCUCACUUUCUUUGCGCUUCAGCAGUUAUCCGGAAUUUACGUAAUUUUGUUUUACGCUGUGAGCGUAUUGAAAGAUAUCGGCAUAGAUGUGAAUGAAUACGCGGCCAGUGUCGGCAUGGGUUUUAUCAGGCUAUUCGCGUCGAUCCUUGGUGCUGGAUUGGCCAACAGCUUUGGCAGAAAAAUCCUGGCUUUCGCGAGUGGUCUCGGAAUGGCCAUCGCAGCCGUGGGAGUAGCUCUCUCCUUCAGGUUUGAUCUCCCAUCAUGGGUGCCGCUACUCUGCAUCGGGACUCACGUUGGUGCGUCUAUGAUCGGCUUCUUAACGUUACCGUGGGUCAUGACCUCAGAGUUGUACCCACUAAGGUUUAGGGGCAGUGUGGGAGGUCUCACGACUAGUAUCGUGCAGAUAUUAACGUUCGUCACGAUCAAAACGUAUCCAGACUUGAAUGUCAUCGUCGGUCUAGAAUUCACAAUGUGGAUAUUCGGCGUAGCCAGCGCAUUGGGCGCGAUUUUCGCCCUGGCGAUACUGCCGGAGACUUGGGGACGCAGUCUCGAUGAUAUCGAGAUGAAAUUUUCCAGUAAAUUGAGCGACAACAAGAGCUCUUCCAACUUGUGGUCCAAUCAACUUAUGGUCCAACCAACGAACGUCAUCCUCCAGCGGUUUACGUCAAUCUCGGAGGAGAAACAAUCAAAUAUCGCGGCGAACGUGUAUACUUACGAUAACGUCUGCCUGGAAUUGUCUCCAGAAAAGUUAGAGGAUACUAAAACUGAAAAGGAAUCGACUCGGGACCAACGAAUCACAAGCAUCAUCACGCUCGAACAUGUGUGCAUUUAACAAGAGAAAUCCGGAAGAACUUUGUAUAAAAAUAAUCCUUAUGCGAAAUUGCAGUAUUAAAUUAAGUUUAGGAUAGUUAUUUAUUUAUUUUAUACAAUAAACUGAAAGUUACGUCGAACUCUGGAUAUAAUUUCUAUCAUCACCAAAUGUUUCUUCAAUAUUAUGAACAUUCCUAGCGUGAUGUUGACUAUAAAUUUAAAUUUUAUAAUUUUGCACUUUAUAGUAAUUAUACUAUAUAUAGGAGAAUGAAUCAAUAAUUAUUCACAGUGAUGUUAUAAAUUUUUUUACGUGGCUACUUUACGUACUACUGUUGCGCGCACAUAAGGAUAUGGGCUCUCUCUCUCUCUCUCUCAUUACAGCCAUGCAAGUUUGAUUUUCACAAGUCAAUUUUAUUAUUCAUUGUCGAUUAAUCAUGACCAUUCCAUUUUCCGUUUGUGCUAGAGAAGAUCAUGUGCAGUGAUUCAUCUUUUUGUGAAUUAAAAGCAAUUUGUAUCAGGACUUGAAAUCCAAGAAGAAUUUCAAUACAUCGAAGAAUUUCAACACAGUAUGAUACACAGUAUGUUGCCAUAACAAAAGGAAUGAAAGUUGAAUAAUAAUCAUAUAAAUAUUACACAUGAAAAAGAAGCCGGUCUACGUCCAUUGUCGAUAACAACAUUGACAAAUAAAUGCAUGACAUAGUUCUGUCAAGCAGAUCGAUAACUAUUGCUAAAGUGAUAAAUAAAUCACAUGCAUAUUAGAAAUAUUAAGAGACCCUAAUUUUUCUCUGAACCAAGAAUUAAAAAAAGUGAUGCAUGCGUGGCUCAUUUCUCAGAAACAUCUUUCUCAAAGAUCCUUCUAAAAAUAUUUUUUUCUGAGAGUAUAAAAAAGUUUGUGCUACAAUGGAGCAAAUGCAUUAAAAAGCAAGAAGAUGCAUUAAAAAGUGAUGUUUUUGUAAGAACUCUAUUGUUAUUGUAAUGAAAAUUAUAGUUACACUGCAGAUAAUUAUUGACUCAUUCUCGUACAUUUUGUCUGAAAUUUUAUGUAAUUUGUGACAUUUUUAUAUAAAUUUUUUCAGUGCUGUUAUUUUAUUUUUUAUGGCGCAAUUUUUUAUACAGAAAACUGUUCAUAUUUCUUUGUGUAAUAAACUCUCUCUGUAAAUAU
Molecule: messenger RNA, 2784 nt
Organism: Pogonomyrmex barbatus (red harvester ant)
Lineage: Eukaryota; Metazoa; Arthropoda; Insecta; Hymenoptera; Formicidae
Product: facilitated trehalose transporter Tret1
Biological process (GO): transmembrane transport
Cellular component (GO): membrane
Molecular function (GO): transmembrane transporter activity
Source: RefSeq, a predicted model, not a curated record